Molecule: messenger RNA, 2096 nt
Organism: Zophobas morio
Lineage: Eukaryota; Metazoa; Arthropoda; Insecta; Coleoptera; Tenebrionidae
Gene: Smyd4-3
Product: SET and MYND domain-containing protein 4
Exons: 4
Coding region: 83-2080 (665 amino acids)
Biological process (GO): compound eye photoreceptor development
Cellular component (GO): cytoplasm; nucleus
Molecular function (GO): histone deacetylase binding
Source: RefSeq, a predicted model, not a curated record
UUGGUGUCUAAAAAUAAGUAGCCGGUUAACUGUACGAAAUCAGACAGAGUCAGUAACAGGUCAUCGUAUUUAGUACAGCGACAUGACAAAAAGUAGUCACUUUCAGAAAUACUGUGAGAAAGCAAUUGCGAAAUUGUCAGAAGAUGAUGUUGACAAGUUCAAAGCAACUACACGCGAAGAGGAACGAAUUAAGUUGUUGUAUGAUGUUGCCAAGACAAUCCCCGUCGUUCCGGUGAAUAGUGGGAAGAGUUUCGACCAAGCCCAAGAAGCUAAAAUAAACGGGAAUAAGUUUUUCGCGGCGAAGAAAUACACCGAAGCUUUGAAUGAAUACAAUCGGGGAAUUAUUGUUUGUCCACAAGAUACAGAUAAAGGAAGAGAAUUGUUGACUAUUCUUAUAUCUAACCGCAGUGCUACCUUUUUCGAACAGGACGAGUUUCGGAAAGUUUUCGACGACAUAGAUUAUGUUUUAGCAGUUGGAAGCUACCCCCAGAAACUCCACUACAAAAUCUGGUUAAGAAAAGCCAAAUGCUACGACGCGUUAAACAACGAAAAGUACGCCGAAGAGACGUACGAGUUAGCCAUCAAAAGCUUAAAACACGCAGAGUUAGACGAAAAAGGCUUAGCAAAGAAGAUAUCAGAAAUACAAGAUUUGCAAAAGAACAAAAAACCGUCGUCUUUCAAAAACCAUGAAGUCAUUCCGGUUUCAAAUUCUGACGUUUUUACAGGAGGAAACAAGGAGUACGUUGCCACCCACAAAAACAUAUAUUUUGAUUACGACCCUCUGUUAGGUCGGUUUGCUCGUGCUGUCGAAAAUAUAGAAACUGGUGUCAUUAUUGUUGAAGAAAAUCCCCACUGUGCGGUGGUUUCGCACGAAAAUACGCUCAGCAAUUGUCAGUUUUGUUGUUCGUCGACGAAACAACCAUUCGCUUGUCCUCAUUGUGGUCACGUGGUGUUUUGUAGUCUUAACUGUGAAAGAAAAGCUAGUAUGACUUUUCACAGAGUGGAAUGUAAACUGCAACCAAUUUUGUUUCUAUCAGGGGCUUCCAUAAACUGCUCGAUGGCACUGAGGAUGAUUUCGCAAAAACCUCACGGCUUCUUCCAGCAGAAGAAGAAACUGUUGAAAGACUUUUUAAAAGAUAGUUGUAAGAAGGUUCCAAUAAAGAAUCAGAUUUACAGAUCUGAUGACUACGUGACGGCGUUCUUUCUCUGUAGAAAUGAACAAAUGCGGAAGAAAGGGGAACUUGUCCACUACUCCGUAAUGGCGAUUUUUUUGCUACGCCUUCUCAAAUUUGGUGGCUAUUUUGGCCCCACAGUUAAAGAUGACGUUGUAUCAGAAGAAGAGGUCUUCAUUUCAAGCCUAAUUUUACGUCACCUACAGAUUCUUCAAUUCAACUCUCACGAAAUCUCCGAACUUCGUAACAUGGUAGAGGGCGUGGUCGAUGGUAUACAGACUUCCUACAAGAGUGAAUGUAUAGGUGCUGGACUCUAUCCUACACUGGCACUUUUCAACCACUCAUGCGACCCUAGCAUAGUCCGUUACAAUAUUGGUAAUCGGAUGAUCGUCCGAACUAUCAAACCAGUCAAAGCAGGGGACAUAGUUUACGAAAAUUAUGGCCCCAUAUACACCAGCAUGGAUGUGGAUGAACGACGGACGAACCUUCAAGAACGCUAUUGGUUUGAAUGUUAUUGUCCACCAUGUCAAGAAGAGUGGCCCCUCUUUGACAACAUGGACCCCAACCAAAUAAAAAUCGGUUGUCAAACUGAAAAUUGCCCUUUCGAGUUUACUUUGUACAGAGACGAUUUCUGUCCAUAUAUGCAGUGUGAUUAUUGCAACAGCGUUGUCAAAAUCUUUCCUUAUCUUAAAGGGCUUUCGCAACUAGCACUGUUGCUACCCAAAGCUGAAAAUUUCUACGCUAAAGGAGAAAGCCGUGAAGCUAUGAAACUGUUUAUGCAGUCGCUGGAUAUACUGUACAAGUAUUCAAAACCCCCAUGUCCAGAUAUGGUGAAGGUACAACAACGCCUGAAGACACUUUUUGUUCAUUUAGGUAACAAACAAGUUGGUUAUGUACAAAAUUUGUAAUUUUUUAAUUGAAUAA